GACCUAGGUGACAACAUGGUGGUGAAUAGGAGGGCGGGUCUUCAUGUGUGCUCUGUCGAGGGGCGCGUUGGCCCAAGUUGUGAGAGACAUAAUCCAUCUCCUCAGUUCUUGAUGCUUCCCUUGUCGCUGCUCAAGACAGCGCAGAAUCACCCCAUGCUGGUGGAGCUGAAGAAUGGGGAGACGUACAAUGGGCACCUGGUGAGCUGCGACAACUGGAUGAACAUCAACCUUCGAGAGGUGAUCUGUACAUCGAGGGACGGGGACAAGUUCUGGCGAAUGCCCGAGUGCUAUAUCCGCGGCAGCACCAUCAAGUACCUGCGCAUCCCUGACGAGAUCAUCGACAUGGUGCGAGAGGAGGCUGCCAAGGGCCGUGGGCGAGGGGGGCCACAGCAGCAGAAGCAGCAGAAAGGCCGCGGCAUGGGCGGCGCUGGCCGAGGUGUUUUUGGUGGCCGGGGCCGGGGUGGCAUCCCAGGUGCAGGACGAGGUCAACCAGAGAAGAAGCCAGGGCGGCAAGCAGGCAAGCAGUGAACGGGCACAGCCUGAGUGGAGCUCUGGAUGGUGGGCUAGCCUCUGGGUGCCUCUCCUUGAAGCCCCUGGCUUCUACUGACUCAGUUUCUGGGAGAUUCCAAGUCGGAGGCUGCUGUGAAGCCCUGGAUGUUCUUUGAAGGGCUGCCUUCUUCCAGGCUUGUUUUGAGUUUCAUGUUGGAGCCACAGGCUCAGCACAUGUCAGGCUGGCCUGUCCUCCCCUGCCUACCCCACCCCCACCUGUUCUGUUAGGAAAAUAAAGGAAGCAUCACUGAGAGCCAGCCCUGCCCUCCAUCAGGUGCAGCAAUUCCACGAGCA
This is a messenger RNA of Phodopus roborovskii (desert hamster), 843 nucleotides long. It is a transcript of the gene Lsm4, whose product is annotated as LSM4 homolog, U6 small nuclear RNA and mRNA degradation associated. Lineage: Eukaryota; Metazoa; Chordata; Mammalia; Rodentia; Cricetidae. Gene Ontology annotation, cellular component: U6 snRNP; P-body; spliceosomal tri-snRNP complex. The transcript has 5 exons. Gene Ontology annotation, biological process: spliceosomal snRNP assembly; nuclear-transcribed mRNA catabolic process; P-body assembly. Bases 16 to 528 code for a protein of 170 amino acids. The record is from RefSeq and is a predicted model, not a curated record. Gene Ontology annotation, molecular function: U6 snRNA binding.